This is a messenger RNA of Rhea pennata, 4024 nucleotides long. It is a transcript of the gene SMARCC2, whose product is annotated as SWI/SNF related, matrix associated, actin dependent regulator of chromatin subfamily c member 2. Gene Ontology annotation, biological process: positive regulation of DNA-templated transcription. NCBI's taxonomy places the organism in Eukaryota, Metazoa, Chordata, Aves, Rheiformes, Rheidae. Gene Ontology annotation, molecular function: nucleosomal DNA binding; histone binding. Gene Ontology annotation, cellular component: SWI/SNF complex; nBAF complex; npBAF complex. The record is from RefSeq and is a predicted model, not a curated record.
CGCGGCGCGGCGCGGCGCGGCUCGGCGCGGGGGGAGGCGGCGCGGCCCGCUGGAAGAUGGCGGUGCGGAAGAAGGACGGCGGCCCCAACGUCAAGUACUACGAGGCCUCGGACACCGUCAGCCAGUUCGACAACGUCCGCCUCUGGCUCGGCAAGAACUACAAGAAGUACAUCCAGGCCGAGCCCCCCACCAACAAGUCGCUGUCGAGCCUGGUGGUGCAGCUGCUGCAGUUCCAGGAGGAGGUGUUCGGCAAGCACGUCAGCAACGCGCCCCUCACCAAGCUGCCGAUAAAAUGCUUCUUGGAUUUCAAGGCGGGAGGAGCCCUGUGCCACAUCCUGGCGGCGGCCUAUAAAUUCAAGAGCGACCAAGGAUGGCGGCGUUUCGAUUUCCAGAAUCCUUCGCGGAUGGACCGCAACGUGGAGAUGUUCAUGACCAUCGAGAAAUCCCUGGUGCAGAACAACUGCCUGGCCCGGCCCAACAUCUUCCUGCACCAGGAGAUCGAGCCCAAGCUGCUGAGCAAGCUGAAGGACAUCGUCAAGAGACACCAGGGCACGGUGACCGAGGACAAGAGCAACGCGUCCCACGUUGUCUGCCCCGUGCCCGGCAACCUGGAGGAAGAAGAGUGGGUCCGGCCGGUCAUGAAGAGGGACAAGCAGGUCCUGCUGCACUGGGGCUACUACCCGGACAGCUACGACACCUGGAUCCCUGCUAGCGAGGUCGAGGCCUCCGUGGAGGACGCGCCGACUCCGGAGAAGCCCCGGAAGGUCCACGCCAAAUGGAUCCUGGACACCGACACCUUUAACGAGUGGAUGAACGAGGAGGACUACGAGGUGACGGACGAGAAGAGCCCCGUGUCCCGCAGGAAGAGGAUCUCGGCCAAGACCCUAACGGACGAGGUGAACAGCCCCGACUCGGACCGGCGGGACAAGAAGGGGAGCAACUACAAGAAGAGGAAGCGCUCGCCCUCCCCCUCGCCCACGCCGGAGGCCAAGAAGAAGAACACGAAGAAAGGCCCCUCCACCCCCUACAACAAAUCCAAGCGUGGGCACCGCGAGGAGGAGCAGGAGGAUCUGACGAAGGACAUGGACGAACCCUCGCCGGUCCCCAACGUGGAGGAGGUCACGCUGCCCAAAACAGUGAACACCAAGAAGGACUCGGAGUCCGCGCCCGUCAAGGGGGGCACCAUGACGGACCUGGAUGAGCAGGAGGAUGAGAGCAUGGAGACGGCCGGCAAGGACGAGGAGGAGAACAGCACUGGGAGCAAGGGGGAGCAGGCCAAGAACCCAGACCUGCACGAGGACAACGUGACGGAGCAGACCCACCACAUCAUCAUCCCCAGCUACGCCGCCUGGUUCGACUACAACAGCGUCCACGCCAUCGAACGCCGAGCCCUGCCCGAGUUCUUCAAUGGCAAGAACAAAUCCAAGACCCCCGAAAUAUACUUGGCCUAUCGCAACUUCAUGAUCGACACGUACCGGCUCAACCCGCAGGAGUACCUGACCUCGACGGCCUGCCGCAGAAACCUGGCCGGGGACGUCUGUGCCAUCAUGCGGGUCCACGCCUUCUUGGAGCAGUGGGGGCUCAUCAACUACCAGGUGGACGCGGAGAGCCGUCCGACGCCCAUGGGCCCCCCGCCGACGUCGCACUUCCACGUGCUGGCCGAUACGCCCUCGGGGCUGGUGCCGCUGCAGCCCAAGACGCCCCAGGGUCGGCAGAGCGACGGCGACGCCAAGACGGGGCGCAAGAGCAAAGACAUAGAAGACCUCGUCACCGAGACGGUGAAAGGGAAGCCCGAGCUGCAGCCCUCGGCCGCCCAGCAGAUGCUGAACUUCCCCGACAAGAGCAAGGAGAAGCCGGCGGACAUGCAGAACUUCGGCCUCCGCACGGACAUGUACACCAAGAAGAACGUCCCCUCCAAGAGCAAGGCCGCCGCCAGCGCCACGCGCGAGUGGACGGAGCAGGAGACGCUGCUGCUGCUGGAGGCCCUGGAGAUGUACAAGGACGACUGGAACAAGGUGUCGGAGCACGUGGGCAGCCGCACGCAGGACGAGUGCAUCCUCCACUUCCUGCGCCUGCCCAUCGAGGAUCCCUACCUGGAGGACUCGGAGGCCUCGCUGGGGCCCCUGGCCUACCAGCCCAUCCCCUUCAGCCAGUCGGGCAACCCCGUCAUGAGCACCGUGGCCUUCCUGGCCUCCGUGGUGGACCCCCGCGUGGCCUCGGCGGCUGCCAAGUCGGCGCUGGAGGAGUUCUCCAAGAUGAAGGAGGAGGUGCCCACGGCGCUGGUGGAGGCUCACGUGCGCAAGGUGGAGGAGGCGGCGAAGGUGACGGGCAAAGCCGACCCGGCCUUCGGCCUGGAGAGCAGCGGCAUCGCCGGCACCACCUCGGACGAGCCGGAGCGAAUAGAGGAGAGUGGCAUCGACGAGGCGCGGGCGGAUGCCCAGCCGUCGGAGGAGAAGAAGGAGCCGAAGGAGCCCCGGGAAGGUGGCACGGAGGAGGAGGCGAAGGAGAAGCUCGGGGAGCUUCCCAAGAAAGAGGAGGAGAAGGGCAAGGAGGCUGAGAGCGAGAAGGAGUUGGAGAAGAGCGAGGGCGAUGGCCUGGGAGACCUGGAGAAGGACAAGGAGACCAAGGAGGGCCAGGAGGAACCGCCCAAGGAGCUGGCGGAGCCCGAGGCCGAGCGCAAGACCAAGGUGGAGCGCGACAUUGGCGAGGGUAACCUCUCCACCGCCGCCGCUGCUGCCCUGGCUGCUGCCGCCGUGAAGGCCAAGCACCUCGCCGCCGUGGAGGAGCGCAAGAUCAAGUCGCUGGUGGCGCUGCUGGUGGAGACGCAGAUGAAGAAGCUGGAGAUAAAGCUGCGGCACUUCGAGGAGCUGGAGACCAUCAUGGACCGGGAGCGCGAGGCGCUGGAGUACCAGCGGCAGCAGCUGCUGGCCGACCGCCAGGCCUUCCACAUGGAGCAGCUCAAGUACGCGGAGAUGCGCGCCCGCCAGCAGCACUUCCAGCACAUGCAGCAGCAGCAGCAGCAGCAGGCGCCGGCGCUGCCGCCCGGGGCGCAGCCGCUGCCGCCCGCCGGCGCCCCGCUGGCCCCCGCCGCCCACGCGCUCGGCGCGGCCCCCGGCGCGCCGCCCGCCCCGGCCGUGGUGGCCCAGCCCGGCCUGGCGCCGGCCGAGCCGCUGGGGCAGGCGGCGGUGCCGCCGCUGCCGCCGGGCGCCCCGCAGCCCGGCCCGGCCCCCGCCCCGGCCGUCCCGCACGCCCAGGCGCCCUUCGCCGGCCAGCAGCCGCCGUCGCAGAGCCUCGCGGGGACCCUGGCGGGCAGCGCGCACCCCGCCGUGCCCGGUAACGCGCCCGCCGCGCCGCCCGCCAUCCCAUUUAGCAUGGCUAACCCCCUCGCCGACUCCAUCGGGGCCACCUUCCCCGCUAACCCGCCCGCCCCCCCUCUGCAUGGGGCCCUCGCCAGCAGCAUGCCGCCGGGGGGGCCGCUCCCCCCGCCCCCCGCACCCGGGGCCGGGCUCCGCCGCCGCGCAGAGCCCGGCCAUCGUGGCCGCCGUGCAGGGGAGCCUCCUGCCAAACGCCGGCCUCGGCGCAGAUCAAGGCCCCCCGCUGCAGACGGACCCCAUGGCGCCCAGCCCCAGCACCGCCACCCCCGUGCCCCCCACGCAGUGAGCCCCCGCCCCGCCGCCGGCCUGGGGAGACCGCCCCCCCCCUCCCCCAGCAAGAGGAACCCCCCCGAGGAAUCGCCCCCACCCAAAAAACCUCCCUGCUUUGUUUUUUUCUUUUUUUUUAAUAUGCCCCCCCUUUUUUUUUAAACCGUCGUCCCAGAUUUUAUUUAAGUGUUCGGUCUCCCCCGGGCAGGCCAGGGACACUGCUCCACCACGGCUAUUUAUGAGACAGCUCCAACCCCCCCCGGCUACUGGGCAUUUAACCCCCCCCCCCCAAAAAAACUCCCAUCCCUUAUAGCCCCAUUUCGUUUUUUUAAAUAACAAAAAAAAAAAUAAAAUUCCAAGUCCCCGGGGCGGGAAGAGCCGGC